GCCCUUUCUGCUCCUCUGCUGCACAGUGUGCAAUUUUCUCGUCAUCCAAACAGAAAAUGCUUCACUAACAAUUACCUCGAACAAUGGCAUUCCCAAUUCCAAAUUCUCCUUCUUCAUCAUCACUUUCACUAUCACUGUACCUUCCUCGCUCCUCCACCACUCUCUUCCUCCACUCUCAUUCUAAAUUCGCAUUUCGCACUAUCACUUUCUCUUCUCUCCGAACAACCACCACCAACCGCUCUUCCUCCUCAAAACCCAACACCCCUUCUGCUCCCUGGCUCUCAAAAUCCCCUUCUCCCAAAAGGGUACCCGAAUCCACCACCGAAGACCCGUUUCGCCCUCCAACGGAUAAAGGCCAAAACGCCGUUGAGAGAAUCGUUCUUCGGUUGCGGAACUUGGGGUUGGCUUCAGAAGAAGAUGUGGAAGUAGAAGAUGAAAAAGAAGAAGAAGAAGAAGAAGUUCGGGUUGAUGCUUUUCCGGUGACCGGAGAAGAGAGGCUCGGCGAGUUGCUGAGAAGAGAAUGGGUUCGUCCUGAUGCUAUGGUGUUGGAUGAGGAUGAGGAGGAUGAAGAGAUGGUUUUGCCAUGGGAGAGAGAGAAGGACGAGAAGGAGAAGGAGAAGGGUGGUGGAGGUGAUGUGGGGUUGAGGAAGAGGAGUGUAAAGGCUCCAACUUUGGCUGAGUUGACCCUUGAAGAUGAGUUGUUGAGGAGGUUGAGGAGAGAGGGGAUGCGUGUUAGAGAGAGGAUUAGUAUCCCAAAAGCUGGGCUCACACAGGAUGUGAUGGACAAUAUUCAUAAAAAAUGGAGGAAGGAGGAGUUGGUGAGGCUCAAGUUCCAUGAGGAUCUUGCAGGGGACAUGAAGACUGCUCAUGAUAUUGUUGAGCGUCGAACAGGAGGAUUAGUUACAUGGAGGUCAGGAAGUGUUAUGAUGGUGUAUCGUGGUAGUAAUUACCAAGGGCCUGCCUCUGGUAGGGAACUCAAUGAAAAGGAAGGUGAUGGCUUUUUCGUGCCGGAUGUCUCAGAAGGAAGUUUGUUAAGAACGAAAGACAGUAAUGCAACCUCAUCCGUGGAGAAGACUGAGCCUGUUGUGAUGAAUCGAGAACAGCCUGAGAACAUGACAGAGGAGGAAGCUGAGUACAACGCCCUGCUUGAUGGUUUAGGUCCUCGUUUUGUUGGAUGGUGGGGUACAGGAAUACUUCCUGUUGAUGCUGAUUUACUUCCCCGUACAGUUCCGGAUUAUAAAACACCUUUUAGGCUUCUUCCUACUGGAAUGCGUUCUCGACUAACAAAUGCAGAGAUGACCAAUUUAAGGAUAGUUGCGAAAUCGCUUCCUUGUCAUUUUGCCUUAGGGAGAAAUAGAAAUCACCAAGGUCUGGCAUGUGCUAUUCUUAAGAUUUGGGAGAAAAGUUUAGUUGCAAAGAUUGCUGUCAAACCUGGUAUCCAGAACACAAACAAUAAAAUAAUGGCUGAGGAGCUGAAGAUGUUAACAGGAGGUACCUUGCUGCUAAGGAAUAAAUAUUACAUUGUUAUAUAUCGUGGGAAGGACUUUGUUCCAACAAGUGUGGCAGAAGUUUUAGCUGAAAGACAGGAAUUGACAAAACAGGUACAGGAUAUUGAAGAGAAAGUGCGCUGCAGAGCUGUUGAUGCUAAUUCGUUGGGGCAAGGUGAACCAGCAGCACAGGCAGGAUCUUUAGCAGAGUUCUAUGAGGCUCAGGCUCGUUGGGGAAGGGACAUAUCUUCUGAAGAACGUGAGGAGAUGAUGGAAGAAGCUGCCAAAACCAAGACUGUUAGGCUUGUCAAACAAGUUGAACAUAAACUAUCUCUCGCCCAGGCCAAAAAGCUUAGAGCAGAAAAGCUGUUAGCGAAAAUAGAAGCAUCCAUGGUUCCAGCUGGUCCUGAUUAUGACCAGGAAACAAUCACAGAUGAAGAAUGUGUUGUGUUCCGCAGGAUUGGUUUAAGAAUGAAGCCAUACUUACCACUUGGUAUUCGUGGUGUUUUUGAUGGUGUAAUUGAGAAUAUGCAUUUGCAUUGGAAAUACCGAGAACUUGUAAAAUUGAUAACGAAACAAAAGACUCUUGCUUUUGUUGAAGACACUGCAAGGUUACUGGAAUAUGAGAGUGGUGGAAUACUAGUGGCAAUAGAGAGGGUUUCCAAAGGAUUUGCUCUUAUUUACUAUCGUGGAAAGAAUUAUAAACGGCCCAUUACCCUGAGGCCUAGAAACCUCCUAACGAAGGCCAAGGCAUUGAAGCGUUCUGUAGCCUUCCAACGCCAUGAGGCUCUGAGUCAGCAUAUUACUGAAUUGGAAAAAACUAUAGAUCAAAUGAAAAGAGAACUUGGUAUGUCUCAAGAUUUAGAGGUUGAAGAUGGAUGGAGCAUAGAGGAAGAGGAUCAUAACCAAAUAGACCACAUCUCAGAAUUCACCCAAGGUGAGGAUGAAGAUUCUGAUGGUUUUGAUGAUGAGGAAGAUGAUGAGGACUCUGAGUGGGAAGAUGAUGAGGACUCUGAAUUUUCAAAAUUCAAAAAUGAUGGGCAUCAUUGAAGGCAGGUUGACAUAUUUUCCAUUGAAGUUUCUGGAUGACAUCUGCCAUUGCCUGCAGCUAGAUAGGUAUCAAUUUUGCCAUUUGAUGACGUAGGUCGUAAGUUUGCAACAACGGUCUUCAUAUACUGCAUUUUGAUGCCAUACUUUAGUUCUGUGAUUCUUGCACUGUUAGUACUGAAAGUCGUUGAUAUAACAGGCUGGUUGUAGUACUUACUGUUUGUUCAACAGGUUUCCAGGAUCAGUUUGGUCCUGUAUGGACAACUUAAUAAAUUUUCGUAAUCAGAUGGGGCAUUCUUCUCCCCCUUAAUUGCAUUGAAUGUAGCAAUUCUCCCUACAUGUAGGAUAAUCAAGAGGCGCGAGCUUACGGUAACUUGUCUGCUUUUUCCUCUCUCUGCACAUUCUUAGAGCUGAAAAUAUGGAGUUUGAUUUAUUCAAAGUUCUACAAAGAUGUGCCUACAUAUCAUUCGUGGUCCUGCUGCAGCAAAAACCCCUCAUCAAUUGUUUGCUUGUCUCUGGUUUUUCAUUUGAAUGGCACUUGAUCUUUGACUGCUCUUUGAAAUAGUAUCUCUUAGGCUGCUAGCCUACAUUUGAGCAGCAUGCACAAACACUGAUGUAUUCUGGAGUCUGCUUCUCAUUGUAGUUGACCUGAUUAUUGUAAAUCCUCCAUCACAUUGUAAUAGGCUAUACUAAUGUACGGUUAUCCAAUAUGGUAAAGGAUAAUUCCUUUCUUGUAUUUACAAUCUUAAUAUUAUGCCUUCCCGAGAUUUUGUUUUGUUA
Messenger RNA from Gastrolobium bilobum, 3314 nucleotides. RefSeq names its product CRM-domain containing factor CFM3, chloroplastic/mitochondrial. Gene Ontology annotation, molecular function: mRNA binding. The coding region runs from base 84 to 2537 and encodes 817 amino acids. The record is from RefSeq and is a predicted model, not a curated record. Lineage: Eukaryota; Viridiplantae; Streptophyta; Magnoliopsida; Fabales; Fabaceae. The transcript is spliced from 9 exons. Gene Ontology annotation, biological process: RNA splicing, via transesterification reactions.